Molecule: messenger RNA, 465 nt
Organism: Mycotypha africana
Lineage: Eukaryota; Fungi; Mucoromycota; Mucoromycetes; Mucorales; Mycotyphaceae
Product: mitochondrial outer membrane translocase complex, subunit Tom22
Exons: 2
Coding region: 1-465 (154 amino acids)
Biological process (GO): intracellular protein transport
Cellular component (GO): mitochondrial outer membrane
Source: RefSeq, a predicted model, not a curated record
AUGGUCAAACUUGAAGAAGUCUCUGCUGAACAAUUCGAAGAAGUUGAUGUUACCAGUGAAUCUGAUAAUGACUAUUCCGACUUUUCUGACGACGACGAUUAUGAAGACGAUGAAGACGAAUCUGUGUUGGAUAGAUUAGUGGCUUUAAAAGAUAUUAUUCCCUUGAAACAUAGAACAAAGAUCUCCAACAGUGUAUCGUCUUUGACCUCGUGGGGUAAAACAGGAAUCACAUUUGUCGGUAAAAGCGCUUGGGUGAUUACUACAUCCAUGUUCUUGUUGGUUUUACCUUUGGCUUUGGAAAUUGAAAAAGAGCAAGCUUUGGUUGCUUACGAAAAAGAAGCUAUGCAACAACAAGGCACACAACAGAUGCUAAAUAGCGGCAAUCCUUACGGACAAGCUUUACUUCCCGGCGGACAGCCACAACAACAACAACAACAGCAACAAGUAAAGGCGCCUGGUUUUUAA